UUGUUUUUAUUUCAGUUGCUGCGAGGGCUGUCUUACAUCCACCAGCGUUAUAUUUUGCACAGAGACCUGAAACCACAGAAUCUUCUGAUCAGUGACACGGGGGAGUUGAAGCUGGCAGAUUUCGGUCUUGCAAGAGCAAAAUCUGUCCCCAGCCACACAUACUCCAAUGAAGUAGUUACCUUAUGGUACAGACCUCCAGAUGUCCUCCUGGGCUCCACAGAGUAUUCCACCUGCCUUGACAUGUGGGGAGUCGGCUGCAUCUUUGUUGAGAUGAUCCAAGGAGUUGCUGCUUUUCCAGGAAUGAAAGACAUUCAGGAUCAACUUGAACGUAUAUUUCUGGUUCUUGGAACACCAAAUGAGGACACAUGGCCUGGAGUCCAUUCUUUACCACAUUUUAAGCCAGAACGCUUUACCCUGUACAGCUCUAAAAACCUUAGACAAGCAUGGAAUAAGCUCAGCUAUGUGAAUCAUGCAGAAGAUCUGGCCUCUAAGCUCCUACAGUGUUCCCCAAAGAACAGACUAUCAGCACAGGCUGCCUUGAGCCAUGAGUAUUUUAGUGACCUUCCCCCACGGCUAUGGGAACUGACUGAUAUGUCUUCUAUUUUUACCGUCUCAAAUGUGAGAUUGCAACCAGAAGCUGGAGAGAGCAUGCGGGCCUUUGGGAAAAACAAUAGUUAUGGCAAAAGUCUAUCAAACAGCAAGCACUGAUGAGCACAGCCCUCUCAAGAGAGCAGGACACCCUUGUGAAGCCAGCAUUUUUUUAUUGCACAUCUGCAGAGAGG
This is a messenger RNA of Urocitellus parryii (Arctic ground squirrel), 782 nucleotides long. Lineage: Eukaryota; Metazoa; Chordata; Mammalia; Rodentia; Sciuridae. The record is from RefSeq and is a predicted model, not a curated record.